AUGGGCAUAUUUGAUAAAAUCCGGAGCGUCGAAAAAUUGAACGAAGCGGAGCUGAAGAAUAUUGGAAAUGAUCAAACCUCGUGGCACGACCAGUAUAAGGACUCCAGUUACAUCUACAUAGGCAACCUGGACAGCAGACUAACCGAAGGAGACAUCGUUAUCGUAUUUUCGCAGUUUGGCGAACCGAUAGACGUUAACCUGGUGCGAGACAAGGAGACAGGAAAAUCCAAGGGGUAUUGCUUCCUAUCGUAUGAGGACCAGCGCAGCACAGUGCUAGCGGUAGAUAAUUUUAACGGAUACAAGCUGCUGGACCGACCUCUAGUGGUUGACCACAUUUUAAAUUACAGGCUCCCCCAAAAAUAUGCCAACGACGAUGGAAAAAACGAAUACAAGCCAACCGGCGCCGAGGGACAAGGAAUAGGCGUGUACAACGUUAUCGAGAGCGAAAUAAAUUUGACCAAGACGUUCGAUAAAAUACGGAAUAAACAGAAUGAGGAAAAACGGAAGAAACUGAUGGAUGAAGAUGAAUUGUGGGCCCUCAACUUUGAAAAAUCACAAAAGGAAGGGACGCCAUGGAGAGAGAUCCGUGUCGCCAAAAAGGUACAAACAGAGGGACAGAAAAAAUGA
Plasmodium cynomolgi strain B is the source of this 627-nucleotide messenger RNA. RefSeq names its product RNA-binding protein. Gene Ontology annotation, molecular function: RNA binding. The record is from RefSeq and is a predicted model, not a curated record. Gene Ontology annotation, biological process: mRNA splicing, via spliceosome. NCBI's taxonomy places the organism in Eukaryota, Apicomplexa, Aconoidasida, Haemosporida, Plasmodiidae. The transcript is spliced from 5 exons. The coding region runs from base 1 to 627 and encodes 208 amino acids. Gene Ontology annotation, cellular component: precatalytic spliceosome; catalytic step 2 spliceosome; U2 snRNP.